Molecule: messenger RNA, 1277 nt
Organism: Hymenoscyphus albidus
Lineage: Eukaryota; Fungi; Ascomycota; Leotiomycetes; Helotiales; Helotiaceae
Source: the annotation of a GenBank genome assembly
AUUCGUUCAUUCAAUACUCUGGUAUGUCCCCCUUUCAUCCAUUCAAUCUAUAACCUGGCGAGAUUUCUGCACAUAUAUCACCAUUCAUCUAUAUAAAUUUCUUGACGGAAGCUUGUUCCGCAAUUGUACAACCAUCACAAGACCUCGCUUAUCUAGAGAGAUUUCACUUCAACUAACAUAUUUAUCUUUAUAGUAAUAUCUUAUCAUAUCUCUCUCGGUCUUCACAUCUCUCAAAAACAAACCUCUUCCUACCAUAAUGCGUUUCACUGCCGCAAUCUUCAGCCUCGCCGUCGUGGCCCCUGUGUUUGCUCAUCCAGCACAUCAAGCCCGUUCGGCCGAUGUGGUUUGUGAAGGAUCUGGAAACUUGGUUCCUGCACAGUCAACCAACGCUUCUCCAUGUAACACGGAACCUAGUCCUGAAUUUCUUGCCGCAGUUGCAUACAUUGCAGCCGCGGAGGCCAAUGGCACCUUAGGAACACAGAAUGAGCUGAAUUCUCGAGCGACUGUCACUAUUCAAACCUACUUUCACGUCGUUGCAUCUGCUCAGACUGUUGCCGGGGGCUACGUUACCGCUGCUCAGAUCUCUCAGCAAAUGGACUAUUUGAAUUCCGCAUAUGCUUCUACUGGAUAUGCCUUUGUCAAUGCUGGUGUUGAUUACACCAUCAAUGCUGGAUGGGCACGCGAUGGCAGCGAAUUAGCUAUGAAAAAGGCUUUGAGAAAGGGAACAUACAAAGACCUGAACAUUUAUUUCCAGCUUGCACUUCAAGAUGAUGCUUUGGGAGUAAGUAACAGCAGCCUGAAAUCGAACUUUGAAGCGAAAGCUAAUUUUUAUAUCAGUACUGUUAUUUCCCAGUUGCCAGCCACAGCACCACCUCCGAUAACUUUGCCUAUGACGGAUGCUCCAUUCAGGCUGGCAGCAUCGCUGGUGGUACCCUCGCUAACUACAACCUCGGAGGAACUGUAGCCCAUGAGGUUGGUCACUGGAUGGGACUUCUUCACACUUUCCAAGGUGCCGCUUGCUCCAGCACCAACGAUGGAAUUGCCGAUACCCCAGCACAAAACGGCUACACUCAAGGAUGCCCAUCAACCAGAGAUUCUUGCCCAAAUGCCGCUGGUUUGGAUCCUAUCCACAACUACAUGGAUUACAGUUAUGAGUAAGUUAUGCGAGCUUCAAAUUAUGAAAUAAUGGCUAACGAUGUUUUAGUGUUUGCUACACCGAGUUCACUCCUAACCAAAUUACAAGAAUGAACAGCAUGUGGACUACUUACCGUGCCUGA